Saprolegnia diclina VS20 is the source of this 1422-nucleotide messenger RNA. RefSeq lists its product as hypothetical. Gene Ontology annotation, biological process: protein ufmylation. Bases 32 to 1198 code for a protein of 388 amino acids. Gene Ontology annotation, molecular function: UFM1 activating enzyme activity. The record is from RefSeq and is a predicted model, not a curated record. The transcript has a single exon. Lineage: Eukaryota; Oomycota; Saprolegniomycetes; Saprolegniales; Saprolegniaceae. Gene Ontology annotation, cellular component: cytoplasm; cytosol.
CCCUAAUUAGGCAUUGCGAUCCGAGUGCCACAUGGCCGACGUCGACGCGCUGCAGGCGCGCAUCGCGGUCCUCGAAGCCCACAUCCGCGAGCUCGAGGCAGAGAAGCAUGGCGCUCGGCCCAAGGUAGAGCACAUGAGCAGCGAGGUCAUCGACUCGAAUCCCUACAGCCGGCUCAUGGCGCUCCAGCGCAUGGGCGUCGUCGCCGACUACGAGUCGAUCCGGUCGCUCUCGGUGCUCAUCGUCGGUCUCGGCGGCGUCGGAUCUGUCGCCGCCGAGAUGCUAACGCGCUGCGGCAUCGGGAAGCUCUUGCUCUACGACUACGAUCACGUGGAGCUCGCCAACAUGAACCGCCUCUUCUUCCGGCCGCACCAAGCGGGCAUGACCAAGACGGCCGCGUCCGUGCAGACGCUAUCGGCGAUCAACCCGGACGUGGCCUUUGAAGAGCACACGAUGGACAUUACGACAACCGCCAACUUUGAGCGCCUCCUUCAUCGCAUCACGCACGGUGGCCUCCAUGGCGGGCGCGUCGACCUCGUCUUGAGCUGCGUCGACAACUACGCGGCUCGCAUGUCGAUCAACCAAGCCUGCAACGAGCUCGAUAUGACGUGGAUGGAGAGCGGCGUCUCGGAAGACGCGGUCUCGGGCCACAUCCAGACGCUCCUGCCCGGGCGCACCGCGUGUUUCGAGUGCCUACCGCCCCUCAUCGUCGCGUCCGGCGUGCCCGAGUCGACGCUCAAGCGCGACGGCGUCUGCGCCGCUUCGCUCCCAACGACGAUGGGGCUCAUCGCCGCGCUUCUCGUUCAGAACGCGCUCAAGCUCCUCCUGCGCUUUGGCAGCGUCUCGUACUACCUCGGCUACAGCGCGCUGCGCGAUUUCUUCCCGAUGGACCUUCUGCGGCCCAACCCCGAGUGUGCGAGCGCCGACUGCCGCCGCCAGCAAGCCACGCACGGUCCGUGGUCCCCGUCCAUCGCCGACGUCGUGACGCUUGAUGCGGUGGUGCACGACACCAACGACUGGGGCAUCCAAGUGUGCGAUGGCAGCACCGACACGAGUCUCGAGGCGCCGAUACCGACGCCUUUGGGGCUGAGCUUUGCGUACGAGGCAACUGCUGUGGACGACGCGACACCAAGCGAGUGCGUUCGAGUGGCGCCCGAGACGUCGGUCGAAGCGCUCAUGGCGCAGCUCCAGGCGUUGUAACUGCGUCCAUUUUCGAGUCGACCUUGACCAAGGACACCCAUGUGCUGGCUAUGCCGAUGCCCUACGAUGCCUUCUGUGGAGCGGUCGAGACCGAGAUGUACACCUCGUCGACAACCUGUGCACCAAGCAGACAACAAGUGUAUCCACCCGUCCAUCUCGACACUAAAUGCAAGCUUUAUUGAUGCAGAUGCUACCGUGCAGCAAGCGUAUGCAGUCCUCUGUGC